GCCUGCACAAAUCCUCCCCGUUAAUCGCAUCUUGCCGGCUGGCAGGGAUUCAGAGACAUCAUGCAGUCAUCUGUGGGUGGUGACAAACCAUAGCGUGUAUAUACAAUCUUAGUGACAAACAUACACACACACACACACACAGUCCUUCCCUGACGGUGGAUUGAGGAGGAAGCUCCAGCAAAGGGCCAAUGGCGAUGAAAAUUGAUUUAAGUAGCAUCAUAGAGCAAAUGCAGACGGGGGAGCAGGACGCUGCUUUGACGGCUCUGCAGAGCUACAACAAGGAGAUGAACCAGUGCUUUACAUUCAGCAGAGAAGAAGAGCGGGACAGAGAGGAAGGGAAGUUACAAAAGCAUCUGGGUGAGUUGGUGCUCGGUUUCCUGAAUAGGGAGUUGCAGCCUUCCUGUCUGCUGGCAUGUCUAGAAACAGUUCGCAUCCUGUCCAGAGACAAAAAUUGCCUGGACCCCUUCAUCAACCGCUCUGCCAUGUCCACUCUCGCCCGCUAUGCUGGCAUCGCUGUGGCCAGUACUGCCACACCUGCCCACAAUAAGCCAGAGGAGGGCCAAGUGGAGGGUGAGGGGGGAGAAGGCGAAGAUGUAGAAGAUGUAUCCAGUGAGUUGGUGAAAGAAGCCUCCCCUCCUUCAGAAAACCCUGACCAGGAAGUGAUUGUCGAGGCUCUCAAGUCCAUUUGUAACAUCCUGCUACACAACGAGACAGGACAGGUGGUAGCUGCAGACCUGCAACUGAUAAAGGGUGUGGCAGAGAGGCUGAAGCAGUGUCAUGAUCCCACCUGGAACCAUGAGGUGCGUUUCUUUGACUUGCGCCUCACCUUCCUGCUGACUGCCCUGAGAGUGGAUGUCAGGGCACAGCUGGCUCAGGAGCUUCACGGCAUCAGUCUGCUAGGCAACCAGUUGGAUGCCACUCUGGGUCUGUGUUGGCCAGAUACAUUGGAGACGGCCAGGGCAGGGUUAGAGGACGUCCCACCUGAAGACCUGCCCCCACUGAGUCGGCAACAGACAGAGCGAGCCAUGGAAAUACUGAAAAUAUUGUUCAAUAUCACGUUUGACACGACAAGGCGUAAGGUUGAUGAGGAAGAGGCAGCAGAAUACAGACGUCUGGGAGCCAUACUGAGACACUGUCUGAUGAGCCAUGCAGAUGGAGAGGAGCGGACUGAGGAGUUCCACAGCCAUACUGUUAACUUGCUGGGUAACCUCCCUCUGCCAUGUUUGGAUGUACUGUUGAUGCCCAAGGUGCAACAAGGCUCCAUCGAAUACAUGGGGGUCAACAUGGAUGCUGUCAACAUGCUGCUGGAAUUCAUGGAGAAAAGACUUGACCGGGGACAUAAGCUGAAGGAGACCCUUCUCCCAUCACUGAACUUGCUGACUGAGAGUGGACGCAUCCACCGAGAAACCAGGAAGUUCCUCAGGUCAAAGGUUCUGCCCCCGCUGCGUGAUGUGAAGAACAGACCAGAGGUGGGCAGUUCCCUUAGGAACAAACUAGUCCGCCUCAUGACACACAUCGACACUGACGUCAAGGACUGUGCUGCCGAAUUCCUCUAUGUUCUUUGCAAAGAAAGUGUUUCAAGGUUCAUUAAGUAUACUGGAUACGGUAACGCUGCAGGUCUGCUGGCUGCUAGAGGACUGCUGAGGGGGGGCAGAGACUCCGGGAUCUACUCUGAAGAUGAGGACUCGGAGACCGAGGAGUACAGAGAAGCCAAGGCUCAUAUAAACCCAAUAACAGGAGUGGUAGAGGAGGAGCAGCCUAAUCCCAUGGAGGGAAUGACGGAGGAGCAGAAAGAAUAUGAAGCUAUGAAGUUGGUCCGCAUGUUUGACAAACUGUCCAGGACCAAUGUGAUUCAGCCCAUGCAACUCGGUAUGGACGGGAAGAUGAGAGAGUUGACUCCGGAGGAUAUGUGUAAACUGACCCACAAUCCUUUGUUCCAGCAAGAGGAGCCAGUGAACUCAGACAGUGAAAAUGAUGCUUAAACACAGACGCUUAAAGGCAGAGACAGAUGUAAACCCUGUGACAGUCAUGUCUCAUUAUUCAAAAUAUUCACCGGCCCUAGGGUCCAGCCUGUUCCUGUUUGUUUGUUCUGAUGGGGGGUGUGGACAGGUGGGAUUAGAUUAGUCAGUGUGAACACACAUGGGAGACAGUUUGAAGGACCAUAUCACUGGCUUUAAAUGUCUAUAUGUUCCUGUCCACAACAAAUCAACAGUGUUUUAUUGCUGACCAUUUUCCAAAGAGUAACACUAGUUUUCUUCCUCCCACACAUCCGUUUCAGUCCAUUUCAGUCCAGUAUGGAGACCGUGUGAAGGUAAACCUUAAAAUGGAUACUUGGACUGAAAAAGAAAUAUCUUUCAUUCACCAGAGCAUCAAAGCUGCAUAAAAAGCAACAUUUCCAGUGAGCUUGGCUGUAGAAUUGACCCUUUAAGGAUGGUUUCACGUAGGUCUGGACGGUCAAGAUGUGACAUUGUUCCUCAGUCAACUCAAACAAUCAACAAUCUCAAGAGGCUCCUUCUUUUGAUUUACAGCAGCUGCACUCAGGGGGCAGUGCAUGUCCAAAGGUGGUUUGAGGAAAUUCUGGUACCUUAGACUUAACAUGCUUGGAUCUUAAAACUGAUGCACUCCCUGGGAUUGACUGAUCGCUCAAAUUCCCAAAUUUGCAUCCAGCUUACUGUUUUGAAGCUCAACAAACACGUACAAGAGAUCAUAUGAAUAUAUGACAUCAAUUUUGUAAUUUCUUUCAUGAAAAAGGUUCAGGUAGAACAGGCGACUCCCAAAUCUCAGAUACCGGGAUGCUCCCUGAACACACCACCAGAGAGACUUCAAAACAGUCUUUGCUUACAGCGCCAUCACCACAUGACCACAACAUUACUUCUGACAAAAGUUAAUAAGCUACACAGUUUGCAGCCACUUUAAUUUCUAUAUUAUGAUGAACUUGAACCUAAUGGCUGGAGAAUCAGUCAGAUCUGCUUUCGAAAAUGGUCAACAAUCCUGAUGUGAUCUGUUGAUGCUAAAGUAUGAAGAAAGCAUCGGUGUGGCCCUUAAAUCAUGCUCCUGUCUAGACAACAACACAUGUCUCUGUUCAAGUGUGUGUGUGCCUGAGCUCCGUGUGUGUGUGUGCACACGUCAUCUUUCUCUCAGAGCCUGGACCUCAAACGCUUCACAGAGGUGGUAUAUGUCUAUGCUGGUCAUGGUUAUUUAUUUCUGUAGGUCUUUAUUACCAGCAUGUCAAUCAUCAGACAGUCGCAGUGUGACAUGACGCCACGCAGAAACACAAACUACAAACACAACUCUCUGGGCUCCGCCUGUGACCCGACACCGCUAACAACAUAUUAUCCCAGUGGUUUGGAUUUGAUUUGCUGAGGUUGUGAGGUCGUCGCCUUUGAGGUUUCUGCCACCACCUCAGGUCACACAGGUGAAUGUAAUCUGGACCGUAGUCAGUAAAGUCUUGAAAAUGUCUUCCCACCAACAACAUCCCAGUUACUGAUCCUCAGGAUAAUCCACAGGCCUCUUGUUUGCAUUGAGAACUAUUCACAGCACAGUGGGUACUUGUCUGCGUCUUUAUUUGAAGUUGAGCUUUUUAGGAUCAUUUUGCUGGAGCUUUUCAUGGUCAGGUGAUGUGUCAUUUCUACUUUUCAUGAGAGCAGAAGAAAAGGUAUGAAAGCUAGCCAAAGUGAUGUUGUUCAGUUUGCAGCAAUAGACUCAGCUGUAUUUUUAAGAAGAAAAAAAAAGAUGAAUUUUAGAUGCCUGCUGUUUUUCAUGAAGCUCUUCAGAUGUUUUAUUUUUAGAUGUGAAAUGUGAAACUGCAGACACAUAGGUUACAACUUUAGACUGGAGAUUCAAUAUUCUAAUAUGCAAAGAAAGAGUCUAUAAUCUGACACAUAUUCUAUAUUAAAUGUGUUGAUAUUGUUAUUGUAUAGCUGAAAACUAUCAUGGACUACAUAUACAUUAAAUGUGUUUAAAUGACA
Seriola aureovittata is the source of this 3968-nucleotide messenger RNA. It is a transcript of the gene ric8a, whose product is annotated as RIC8 guanine nucleotide exchange factor A. Gene Ontology annotation, molecular function: G-protein alpha-subunit binding; guanyl-nucleotide exchange factor activity. The record is from RefSeq and is a predicted model, not a curated record. NCBI's taxonomy places the organism in Eukaryota, Metazoa, Chordata, Actinopteri, Carangiformes, Carangidae. Gene Ontology annotation, cellular component: cytoplasm; plasma membrane. Bases 189 to 1982 code for a protein of 597 amino acids. The transcript has 15 exons. Gene Ontology annotation, biological process: G protein-coupled receptor signaling pathway.